This is a messenger RNA of Salvia splendens (bonfire salvia), 1863 nucleotides long. Its product is annotated as protein ROH1. The record is from RefSeq and is a predicted model, not a curated record. Bases 470 to 1642 code for a protein of 390 amino acids. Lineage: Eukaryota; Viridiplantae; Streptophyta; Magnoliopsida; Lamiales; Lamiaceae. The transcript has a single exon.
AAUAUCAGUGAAGCUUUGAAUAUGUGAACAUUCUCCCCCAUAAUACGCGGUCCAAAUCGCCGCCUCUCUCCUCCUUUUAGGGUUUCCAACGCCCCUCUCCCUUCUCCACAUUCCACGCUCUACCGGCAAUCACCCUCCAAUUCUGUUCAAUUUCUCUGCUGUACUGAUUUAUUGAUUUGUCAAUUUUGAGUUUAAUCGGCUUUGUGCUGCAUCUCUUUUGCGAUUCAGCUGCCUUCGAUUUUGUUUUCUGGUGAAUGAGUGAGAUUCGGAUUCUUAUAUUUCUACAAUUUUGUGCUUUCUAUCUGGUUUUAGCAUUUGCAGAUAUUUUUCAUUCAAUUUGAAUUGCGGUUGCUCUGAGCUUCGAAUACGGAAAAAGAGAGUGUGAAAUUUCAAAUGGGGGAAAUCGGAGAUGCAUUCCUGACGGUUUCAAUUUGAUAAUCUGACAUUUGUGUUACAAUUAAUUGAAGAAAUGCCUUCAACAGAUCUUCAGGAAUUAUCCUCAUCUCCAUCCCCAUCCACCUUCAGUUUCUCGAUCCUGAGCCGCCGCCGCGAUCAGGUCCACUCGACGGAUUCCCCGCUCGAAUCCAACGGCCAGGAAUCCGAAUCGGAAGCCUUCCAGCGCACGGUGGCGGAGCGCUUCCAAGACGUGGCGGCGGCGCCCUCGGAGGAGCUCCUCUCGAUCCCGUGGAUCCAUAAGCUUCUGGAGACAUUCCUGAGCGUCCAUGAAGAAUUCAAAGCGAUCGUCUUCAACAACAGGAGCAGCCUCGCGAAACCUCCCAUGGACAAGCACAUUAACGAUUUCUUCGAUCGCAGCGUCAAAGCCCUCGACGUCUGCAACGCCAUCCGCGACGGAAUCGACCACAUUCGCCACUGGCAGAAGCAGCUCGAGAUCGUCCUCUCCGCCCUCGACAGCAACCAGCGCAGCAUCGGCGAAGGCCAGUUACGCCGCGCCAAGAAGGCCUUGAUCGACCUCACCAUCGCAAUGCUCGACGACAGAGACUCCAGCGCCACCGUCUCCCACCGCAACCGCUCCUUCGGCCGCCAGAGCAACCACCAGCCCCGCUCCAUGGCCAACUUCCGGUCCCUAUCGUGGAGCGUCUCCCGGACCUGGUCAGCCGCGAGACAGCUGCAGGCGAUCAGCAGCAACCUGGCUCCACCCCGUGGCAACGAGACCUCCGCCACCAAUGGCCUCAAUGUGGGCGUCUUCGCCAUGAGCUAUGUCCUUUUAUUCGUGAUGUGGACGCUCGUUGCAGCCAUACCUUGCCAGGACCGGGGACUCCCCACUCAGGUCUUCAUGAGGCAGUUUGCGUGGGCGGCCCCCAUAGGCUCCCUCUACGAGCGGAUCAUGGAGGAGUCGAAGAGGAGGGACCGGAGGAACAGCUGUGGAUUGAUGAGGGAGAUUUAUGAGAUUGAAAAAUGUGUGAGGCUUAUGAAUGAGCUGACUGACUGCGUCGAAUUCCCAUUGACGGAGGAGAGGGAGAGGCAGGUGAAGGAGAGGGUUCAGGAGAUCGGGAAGAUAUACGAGGCGAUCAAGGAGGGUUUGGAUCCGUUGGAGCGCCUCGUGAGGGUUGUGUUUCGGAGGAUUGUGAGGAGCAGGACUGAGGGGCUCGACUCGAUAGCCCGAGCUAACGCUCCGGAGUGAUCAAGUAUGGAAGGGAGAUCAACAGUCGUUUGUAUGUAUUAGAGAAAUGUGAUUAUGUAUUAGAUGGGAGGCAUCUUGUGUUUUUCAUUGUUCUUGUUUUGUUUGUGGGUAUAUUUGAGCUUCACAUUGUACCAAUUUUGUGUAUAUUCAGACAGGAAGUUGCAAGUUUUGGGAAGCUGAUAUUGAGAUAGAGGAAAGUGGAAAUGAGUUGUUGUCAUGAA